CGACCAUGGCCCUUCUCGUCUCGGCACACCAGCGUGACGAUGCUCUGCACCCGGCGCCGACGUGCACGGAGCCCGAGUGUCAUCACUGCACCAAGAAGCCCAAGCUCGACGCGUCCCCGGGCAAAGGCGCCUCCACGACGAGCAAGCCGAGCUCGACAAACACGACGCCAAUGCCCCCACGCCCGUCAAGUCCCGUCCUCACAGACAGCACCGUGUCUCUCGGGAGUUUUUGGACCGACGACAUUCCGCAAGCGACAAUAGAGAGCGUCGAGAACGAGAUUCGAAGCUGGCGCAACGCCAUCUUACGGGGCGAGACACCCGACUUGCGACCCAACCUUUCAUGA
Saprolegnia parasitica CBS 223.65 is the source of this 344-nucleotide messenger RNA. RefSeq lists its product as hypothetical. The record is from RefSeq and is a predicted model, not a curated record. Lineage: Eukaryota; Oomycota; Saprolegniomycetes; Saprolegniales; Saprolegniaceae. The transcript has 2 exons. The coding region runs from base 6 to 344 and encodes 112 amino acids.